AUGACUUCGAAUCCAGUUGGUGGAUUUCUUGAGGGAAAAAUCGAUGGGAAGUCAUUUCUCAGAUACACAUUCUUCUUAUCUCAAACAGACACCACAACCGGUGUUGGGGACGACGGCGAGCCUCUUUUCCUCUGUCCUACUUUACGUCUCAAAGUUGUAAAGUUAAAACCAUACACGAGAGUUUCAGAUCAAAGCUUUCUCCCUUUGGUUGUUUCCCCUCUCUUCAUACAAAGCGAUGAUCAUGAUGAGCAACAACAACCCGAGUAUAUGCUUCAUUCUGACAGCUUCCAUCAAGAUUGUAUCUAUUUCCCUUAUGUCAUUAAAAUAUCUCGUCACCACCACCGUAUCUCUUAUACAUCCUCUCUUCCAUCCGGAACAUGGUCUUGCGGAGUCUGUCGUCAUAAGGUUGACACCGACUAUAGUGCCUACUCUUGCAACAAGUGCGAUGACUAUUUUGUUCAUUCAAGAUGCGCCUUGCGAGGAGACUUAUGGGAUGGGAUAGAACUCGAUGGAGUACCUGAAGAGCCUGAGAUAGUUGUCGAGCCGUUUAUAACGAUAUCUGAUGGAGUAAUACUCCAUUUUGCUCAUGUCCAUAAUCUGAAACUCGAGAUCAGUAGAGUCUACGACGAAGGAAAGGUUUGUCAAGCGUGCAGCCUUCCGAUCUACGAGGGUAGCUAUUAUUCAUGUAUGGAUGAAUGUGACUUCAUCCUCCACGAAGCAUGUGCAAACGCAUCUUGCAAGAAACAUCAUGCUUUGCAUCCUCACCCACUUACGCUAAAGGUCGUCACUAGUGAAUAUGAUGACAACAUAGGACGUUUUUGUUGUAAUGCUUGUCAGCGUGAAAGCUGUGGUUUCGUCUAUGAGGAUUUCAGAGAAAAGAAUGGUGUGCUACCUUACCAUACAAGGCAAUGUAUAAACAUGACAAACAUUUCCUCAAAUUUUACGAGGCCAAAGAGGCAAAUGAUCAUUCAGAGUGGUGUGAUGUAUGCGAAAGAAAAAUAG
Molecule: messenger RNA, 1002 nt
Organism: Camelina sativa (false flax)
Lineage: Eukaryota; Viridiplantae; Streptophyta; Magnoliopsida; Brassicales; Brassicaceae
Source: RefSeq, a predicted model, not a curated record